Molecule: messenger RNA, 2301 nt
Organism: Paraglomus occultum
Lineage: Eukaryota; Fungi; Glomeromycota; Glomeromycetes; Paraglomerales; Paraglomeraceae
Source: the annotation of a GenBank genome assembly
AUGGCCAGUCAAAAUACUACACCAAAGAAAAGAGUUUUUUUAGACGAAGAUCCCGCGGCGAAACCGCAAGAAAGCGUGCAAACUAGCAACGCAGCAGAUCACUCAAAUAAACGUGUAAAGACGGAAAUUAAUCCAUACUUAGCUCAUAGAUCACAAAGUCCGAGACCAUCGACGUCCGUAAAGAGUCCCCUUGAUGGGUUUAUUCCGGGUAAAACGACGGCCGAGCAAGCCAGACAGGCUGAAGAGGGUCUCUUUAAUCCUUUUACCAACAGACCAUUUUCUCAUAAAUACCGCGAAAUUCUAAAAAAUCGCCGAAACCUUCCCGUCCACGCUCAAAGAGAGGAAUUUCUCGAGUUGAUACAUAAUAACCAAUUCGUAGUAUUUGUUGGCGAGACGGGAUCUGGUAAAACAACACAAAUUCCACAAUUUUUGGUUUAUGACGAGUUACCCCAUCUCAAGAAAAAGCAAAUCGCAUGUACUCAACCACGUCGAGUUGCUGCAAUGUCAGUGGCACAGCGCGUUGCUGAUGAGAUGGAUGUAAAACUUGGCGAGGAAGUUGGUUAUAACAUUCGUUUUGAGGAUUGCUCGGGUCCGAAAACAAUUUUAAAAUAUCUUACGGACGGUAUGUUAUUGCGAGAGGCUAUGAAUGAUCCAAAGCUGGAGAGAUAUUCUGCGAUCAUUCUUGAUGAGGCUCACGAACGCACACUUGCCACUGACAUUCUUAUGGGCCUAAUCAAAGAAAUCGCCAGAGAACGUCCAGAUUUAAGAGUCAUCGUCAUGAGUGCUACGCUCGAUGCAGAAAAAUUUCAAAAAUAUUUUAACAACGCACCUGUUCUCACCGUUCCCGGGCGAGCAUUUUCGGUAGACAUUUUUUAUACCCCUGAACCGGAAAGGGAUUAUUUGGAGGCUGCUAUUCGAACAGUCAUACAAAUUCAUUUGUGUGAAGAUCCAGGGGAUAUAUUGAUUUUCCUUACCGGCGAAGAGGAAAUUGAAGAUGCUUGCCGUAGAAUUCGCCAAGAAGCUGAUGAAUUAGCAAAACAAAGCGAUGUGGGUCCUCUUAAAGUGCUUCCCCUUUAUUCAUCGCUUCCGCCUCAGCAGCAACAGCGCAUUUUUGAAGAUGCGCCUCCACCACGAGAUAAAGGAGGAAAGCCUGGGAGAAAAGUUAUUGUAUCUACUAACAUUGCGGAAACGUCUCUAACUAUCGAUGGCAUUGUUUAUGUGGUUGACCCCGGAUUCAGUAAGCAGAAAGUAUAUAAUCCUCGCAUUCGUGUGGAAUCUUUAUUGGUAAGCCCAAUUAGUAAAGCUUCGGCUCAACAACGUGCUGGAAGAGCUGGUAGAACACGACCAGGAAAGUGUUUCCGUUUGUAUACGGAAAAGGCAUUUGUCAAGGAAUUGCAGGAGCAGACGUAUCCUGAGAUUCUGCGAAGUAAUUUGGGCAGUGUUGUCCUUCAACUGAAGAAACUUGGAAUAGACGAUUUAGUACAUUUCGAUUUCAUGGAUCCACCAGCACCCGAAACAUUGAUGCGAGCUCUUGAACUUCUCAAUUACCUUGGAGCUUUGGAUGAUGACGGUAACCUUACUGCUGACGGUCACCUAAUGGCAGAGUUUCCCUUAGAUCCUCAACUGGCAAAGAUGCUCAUUGAGAGCCCAAAGUAUAAAUGCUCAAAUGAGAUAUUAUCAAUUACGGCUUUAUUGUCUGUUCCUAAUGUGUUUUUACGACCGAAUGAUAUGAAGAAGCAAGCGGAUGAAGCCAAAGCAAAAUUUGCACAUAAUGACGGGGAUCACCUGACGUUGUUAAACGUUUAUCAUGCUUAUAAAAAAGAGAACGGAGAUCCAGAUUGGUGCUAUGAGAGUUUCCUUAGUGCCAGAUCUCUCAAAUCAGCCGAUAACGUGCGUCAACAACUGAAGCGCAUAAUGGAAAGAUGUGAUCAAGAUCUGCUUAGUACUGCAUUCAACGACAAAAAUUAUUAUGUGAAUAUACGUAAGGCAUUGACUGCCGGAUUCUUCAUGCAAGUUGCACAUUUAGAAAAAUCUGGCCACUAUUUGACAUGUAAAGACAACCAGAUCGUACAGCUUCAUCCGUCAUCAUGUCUGGGCCAUCAACCAGAGUGGGUUUUAUACAACGAAUUUGUGUUGACUACGAAAAACUACAUCCGCACUGUUACAGAAGUCAAAGCUGACUGGUUGUUAGAAAUUGCUCCUGCAUACUAUGACCUUAGAAACUUUCCCAACUGUGAAGGCAAACGUGUACUUGAAAGUAUCUUGAAAAGACGACAAAGAAGUUCAGGCAAGAAAUCAUAG